Molecule: messenger RNA, 1148 nt
Organism: Panicum hallii
Lineage: Eukaryota; Viridiplantae; Streptophyta; Magnoliopsida; Poales; Poaceae
Exons: 2
Coding region: 140-928 (262 amino acids)
Source: RefSeq, a predicted model, not a curated record
UGGCAAAAGCAGUGGCAGCAGUUCGAAGAGAUAAGGCCAUGGCCGUCGAAGGCCAUUGCUACCUCAUACACGGAGAGCAGCAUCGUCAGCUGCUUUUCACCGCCGCUGCAGUGCCACUGCCACCUUGCGCGCGCGCCCAAUGGCACCCGGCAGCGUCAAAACCUCCUCACCGGACCUCCCAACCCUGCAAAAGCUCGCGGGUCCCAGAAAACCACGCGCCUGUUCCGCUGCGCUUCCGAGAUUCCAACGGCUGCCGUCGAUCAGGCGCGGAGCCGUGGCCGUAGCAUGCGCCCGCGGAGGCGAGCAGCAAUCCUCCCCCGUCGUCGCGGCGGCGCAGGCGCGGCCUGGCACCGACGCGCUUAGCGUCGAGUUCCGGACGCGGGAGGGGUGCCGGCUCGGCAUCGCCAGGUACCCGGACUUUGCGUACGACGCGCAGGGCGGCCGCGGCGCGGGAGCGGGGCGCGGCGCCGGGAGCGCGGAGGGCGGCACGGUGCUCGUCGACUUCGACGUGGCGAGCCUGUACAUCCCGCCCAUGUCCGGCGCGACGACCAGGUUCCUCGGGCUGCCGCUGCCGCCGUUCCUCAAGAUUGACAUCUUGCCAGAGGCCCUGGGCGGAAGCAUCGACCGAGCCAGUGGUCAGGUUGACCUCAAGUUCAGGUCGAGGUUCUGUUUCUCGGUCGGGAGCAUCUACAAAGCGCCGCCUUUGUUUGUCGACACAACGCUGACCUCCGAGGAGUCAAGGGGAGCCAUAAGAUCCGGCACUGGAGAAAGAAUGGACGAUGAAGGGAGAUGCAAGCUGGUUGGGGUGGCCGUCGUCGACCCAAUCGAUGACCUCUUCAUGAACACAUUUCUCGGCCUGCCGACCGAGUGCAUUGCUUAUCUGAAUGCCACCAUCUCCAUAGCCGCAACACCGCAGAUACACGCGUGAGUUUAUUUCUUGUAAAGAUUAGCCAAGACCUCUGGCAAUCACAGGAGAUCGGCGUGCACCUAGAUCGACCAUAGUACUCGAAUUCGAUUGGGAAGGCUGAGAAGGAUCACCAUAUCAACAGGCCAGUGUAUAUAUGUGAUGAAACGUGUGGAAAAUAAAAUAUAUAGUACAAGACAUCAUUAUUUUCGUAUGAAAAAAAAUAAGAGGGCAUUCUUGAUCA